Messenger RNA from Helobdella robusta, 486 nucleotides. RefSeq lists its product as hypothetical. Lineage: Eukaryota; Metazoa; Annelida; Clitellata; Rhynchobdellida; Glossiphoniidae. The coding region runs from base 1 to 486 and encodes 161 amino acids. The transcript has a single exon. The record is from RefSeq and is a predicted model, not a curated record.
AUGGACAACAACAACAACAUCAACGAUAACGCUGAAGACGCACAAAAUAUUGAUAAUGUGAACAACAUUAAUGAGAUCAUCAAUAGAAACGGUGAUGGCGGAUGUGAAGAGGAUGACAUCAUUCAAAACAGUUACCUUGCGCAAAAUUAUGACCCUCAGUUUUUCAUUAGGAAUCCUGCCAGUUUCGAUUGCAUCAGGAAGGCAACGAUUAAAAAAUUUAAGAAGUACAAGGUCAAUACGAGUAAAGCAGGACUCUUCAUGCAAGUGAUGUUGAAGCGAACAGCAAGAAAGUGCAACAGUUGGGUCAUGUAUUACGACAUUGCGGUUGAUCCUACCUUGAUACCGGUAGACCAACCUACCACAAAAAAGUCGUCUCGUCAACGAACACGCUCACUCGAUAGUGUAGAAGUUGAUGUGCAAGCUGCAAGGAAGUUUCAUAAAAGAUCGUUUUUAAAAAGAUCAUCUUCAUUUGUUAAUCGCUCUUAA